This is a messenger RNA of Phanerochaete carnosa HHB-10118-sp, 526 nucleotides long. RefSeq lists its product as uncharacterized. The transcript has 4 exons. Bases 31 to 417 code for a protein of 128 amino acids. The record is from RefSeq and is a predicted model, not a curated record. NCBI's taxonomy places the organism in Eukaryota, Fungi, Basidiomycota, Agaricomycetes, Polyporales, Phanerochaetaceae.
CCGCGACCACUAUAAAGCUUCUAACCCGUCAUGCUGUUCUGGCUGUCCGUUCUUGCUCUGUUAGCAUUACUGGUAAUGCUAACGUUUCGGUACCGCGUAACCCUCAUCUCCCAUGUCCCUAACCCGGUGAAAGCCCUCUUCCCGAGGCUCGGCCAUUACGCCCCGCUCUCGACUUUUGAGGACCAAGCGAACGCUGGGGUGACUUCUGAGAGCUUCGAUAUCGAGGCCAACAUCCGGGACGGGGACACUAGGGUUGGUUUGGAUGAGCGCGGCACGCAGGAGGUGCUUGAGAUUAUGCGGCGGGAGAGGGUGAACUUUGACCAGGCGAGGGUGAUUCGUCAGAAUCAGAUCUUCGCUGCUAACGGCAUUAGCCCCUCUGGACUGCCUCUGGACUCCAAGGCUGUCACUCGCCUAUAAUCUCAACACUUCACUGUAUUUUAAGCUGUACGCUCCCUCGAGGGAUAUAUUGUUGUUACACUCGUUGUUUAUUUCUCUUCUGACCAUCUUAUAUUUAUUGGACCCUGGA